Aureobasidium musti is the source of this 2021-nucleotide messenger RNA. The record is from the annotation of a GenBank genome assembly. NCBI's taxonomy places the organism in Eukaryota, Fungi, Ascomycota, Dothideomycetes, Dothideales, Saccotheciaceae.
CCCUCAUACAAGACUUCACCAUGUCGUCCGACCUACCGCGAGACAGCGACCUCGCGACCAAUGGCGAUUCAAAUGGGAACUCGCUCGACACAUCGACUGUCGCGCCCGCAGCAGCACCAGCCACAUCGACAGCGCCCAUGUCCAACCAUGUCGAGAAUGUCAUGUACUCAGAUAUUGGAAUCAACACUCUUCUAAACCGUCUCAAGCAAAGCAUUGCAUCUUCUCGCAAACGUGGAGCAGUAGAAGAAGACCAUGCCAAAGGAUUGCGACGCCUGGUCAAACAAACCACCGACAAUAUCCACUCCAAGGACUCUCGACAGGGCUCCUAUGUUACCCGCCUUGAUGAGGCUAUGCGCCUCCACGACAGGAUCGCCGACAAUGGAAUGCAGUUCUCCCUAGCCCUGCACCAGAUGCACGAGGAUCUGAAUGAACUGUCACUCAACAUGGAAAGGGGGAGGAAACACUGGAAGCACGAGGGCCUGAAUGCUGAGAAACGUGCUACCGAUGCCGAGGCUGCUAUGGAAAAGGCAAAGUCAAAGUACGACGGCCUCGCAGAAGACUAUGAUCGCGCUCGUACUGGCGACGCAAAGAGCUCGAGAAGAAUCGGUCUCAAGGGCAUGAAGAGUGCUCCUCAGCAUGAGNNGGAAGAUCUCCUUCGCAAGCUUCAGGUCGCAGACUCUGAUUACCAAGCAAAAGUCCAAGCAGCAAGAGCGCAGAGAGAGGAGCUCAUAAGGACAGCACGGCCUCAAGCUGUCAAGGCUCUGCAGGAGCUGAUCAACGAAUGCGACUCCGGCCUUGCUCUGCAGCUCCAGAAGUUUGCUUCUUUCAACGAGAAACUUCUACUGGGCAAUGGCAUUGCUCUCAGCCCACUUCCCCCUAGUGACCCCUCGGCUCCCGUCCAACACAGUCUUCGCGACAUUGUUCUCGAAAUUGACAACAAGGCUGACUUUGACAACUACAUGAGUGGUCAUGUCUCCAAGGUUCCAAGCAGAAUCUCCGAAAUCAAAUACGAACAACACCCAACACUCAAACCAAAGCAACAGACUCCUACUCCAGCCAGUCGACAGCCUUCCUCGACGCUGCCAGGACCAGCGCUACCUGAAACACCCGUUUCAAGCGCGCCAACACAACCCACCUAUUCCACGUCACCAGGUCCAGUCCCUCCACCCACAACACAAUAUCCAGUUCAGCCUUCCUACGGCAACCCUGGCAAUCCUCCUUACCCCACCGAUCCGCCUCAGCCUCAGCAGUACAACAGUGCGCCUUACCCUACCAGCCCAGGAGCGCCUCGCGGUUUCUCCACUUCGACGCAGGGCACUAACGCUCCAUACUCUCCCGUAACUCCAGGCGGCAUGGGAGCUCAGCAGAGCUUCCCUACUCAGUCUCGUUCUAUGUCUCCCGGUCCUGUCGCAACUGCUCUACCUCCCCCUCUCAAGCCUGUAUUUGGCGUCAGCCUUGAUGACUUGUACAACAGAGACCAGACGGCCGUUCCCAUGAUUGUUUACCAAUGCAUGCAAGCCGUUGAUCUUUUCGGACUCGAUGUUGAGGGUAUCUAUCGUCUCAGUGGUACAGCCAGCCAUGUCCAACAGAUAAAGGCUCUCUUUGACCACGUCGUCGACUUCCGCAACCCGGCAUCUUUCUACCAUGAUGUCAACAGCGUAGCUGGUCUUCUCAAACAGUUCUUCCGCGAGCUUCCAGACCCUCUUCUAACACGUCGCUCGUACAACAGCUUCAUUGAUGCUGCUCGCAUCGAGGACGAUACGACACGCCGCGAUGCUGUGCACUCCGUCAUCAAUGAGCUGCCCGAUCCCAACUAUGCUACUCUCCGAGCUUUGGUCCUUCAUCUCAACCGCGUUCAAGAGCACUACGCCAAGAACCGAAUGUCGACAUCAAAUCUGGCAAUUUGUUUCGCACCGUCAUUGAUGGGCUCACACACUGGACCACAGAUUGCCGACGCCAGCUUGCAAGCGAGAGUACUGGAUACGAUUCUGACGAACACAUAUCAGAUCUUUGAUGAAGAU